Messenger RNA from Racocetra persica, 1056 nucleotides. NCBI's taxonomy places the organism in Eukaryota, Fungi, Glomeromycota, Glomeromycetes, Diversisporales, Gigasporaceae. The record is from the annotation of a GenBank genome assembly.
AUGAAACGCAAAAGAAAUUCUGAAAAUGAAGAAAAACCUUUAAAACCUUUCUGGGAUAAUCGUUGUAAAACUAUCUCCAUCGACUCUUGGUUACUAGAUGAUCCUGACAUCAUCGAGGAAUGUAAUCCAAAUUAUUCGGAGUCCGAAACACACGCAAGCUCAUGGUUCAAGAUUAUCGAAGAAAGAAUUUUGUAUGAAAAGGAUAUCUCAUUUUUGAAAGACAUUGAACUCGAAAAAAAUCAAAGUCAAAAAAAAACGUCAAACGAUUCGGUAAAGAAAAAGAAACAGAAGAGACCAAGACCAGAAAGAUACGAUUUUAUCCAACUGAAGAGGAAAGAAAAAUCCUUACAGAAUGGUCGAAUACUUGUAGAUUCAUCUAUAAUCGAUGUUUGGAUUAUAUCAAUGAAGAAUGAGAAUUACGAGAACACCGAAUUACAUUUGGUUCUGGAUUUACCGUACGAUACUCGUGGGUCUGUUGUUAUGGAAUUCCUUAAAAAUUUCAAGACUUGUAUCAAGGUCUUUAAGACUAAAAAGAUUAAGUUUGAAAUGAAAUUCAAAUCCAAGAAGAGAAUGUUUAAACAAACAAUCCCGAUUCUUCACAGAGAUUUCAAUAGAUCUGGUGUUUGUUCUUUCCUCAAAGACAUCAUCACUAGUGAACCGCUUCCAAAGAUCGAACAUGACUUCGAAAUCAUGCACAACAAAUUGGGAGAAUGGUAUUUCCUCAUCCCGGUUUCUAUUGGCAAACGUAAAUCGAAAAAAGGAAUUGUCGCUCUUGAUCCUGGUGUUCGCACAUUCAUGACAGGAUACGACCCUUCGGGUCGAGUUUUUCAUUAUGGUGUUAACGAUAUUGAUAAAAUAUCACGACUUUGUGUAAAAUACGAUAAGUACCAAUCUGAUAGAGAUCGGGCCUUGGGAAGAAUUAACAAACGAAAGAGAUUCAAACUUCGAAAAAAGAUGUAUCGAAUCGUUCAAAAGAUUCAUAAUCUCGUCGAUGAGUGCCAUCAUAAGCUGGCAAAAUAUCUCUGCUUUAGUACUUUAAAAUAUUACGCAUAUUAA